Molecule: messenger RNA, 898 nt
Organism: Coturnix japonica (Japanese quail)
Lineage: Eukaryota; Metazoa; Chordata; Aves; Galliformes; Phasianidae
Gene: UBE2T
Product: ubiquitin conjugating enzyme E2 T
Source: RefSeq, a predicted model, not a curated record
GCCGCCCCUUUCGGAUUCGAAAUGCCGCCGCUGGGUGGGAGGAGCUGAGCGGCGUCCAAUCAGCGCUCGUAUAUUCGCUAGGGGGCGGGGCUAGAGGGCAGCGUCUCCUCCCGUUGCUGGGGCAGCCUCAUACCCGCAGCAUGCAGAGAGCAUCCCGGCUGAGCAGGGAGCUGGCAUUGCUGAGCACGGAGCCGCCGCCCGGUAUCAGCUGCUGGCAGAAUGGAGAGAGAAUGGACGAGCUGCGGGCACAGAUCAUAGGAGCUCCAGAGACACCCUAUGAGAAAGGGAUAUUCGACCUGGAGGUGGUUGUGCCUGAAAGGUACCCGUUUGAGCCCCCAAAGAUUCGCUUUCUGACCCCUAUUUAUCAUCCUAACAUCGACUCUGCUGGAAGGAUUUGUCUGGAUGUUCUUAAGUUACCACCAAAGGGCACAUGGAGGCCUUCCCUCAACAUCUCCACACUACUGACCUCCAUACAGCUGCUGAUGGCAGAGCCCAACCCUGAUGACCCCCUCAUGGCAGACAUAUCCUCGGAGUACAAGUACAACAAGCAGCAGUUCUUAAUAAAUGCCAAAGAGUGGACUGAGAAGUACGCGAGCCAACAGAAGAGGGCUUUGGAGGAGAAAACAAACCAGAGUGAAAGCAAAGCCACCAAUGGAUCUGCCAUGCAGAAAAGAAAAGGGAGCUCUAUCAGCAAGAAGGAGAAGCAGCCUCGCAUGGGCUCCUAAGUGAGUUUAGUUCCUGAUGUGGCUGCCAGCUUUGCUUUCAUUGUGUCCUCUUUAAGUGGGUAUAAUCAAAUAGUUUAAUAUGGAAUAGCAGCAGGGUUUAUUGUUUCUGUUUCCUAGCAGUUGGUUCGUUUGGUUUUUGAGAUGUUAUAGAAAAUAAAGCUUUAAUUUGCUUC